CCCAUCUGAAGGGGUAUUUCCUGAAAAAAGUUCUACAGGGCAGAGAAGUCAAACACUUAUUCACAUGCAGCAGUACAGGAUAGAUGGAGUACAGCUGACUCCACAGCUACAGGGGAUUUGGUUUUGCAAUGGAACGAAAAUGGUUACUGCUCCUCCUGACGAGUCAGGUGCUUUCAGUGGCUGCACAAUUCAAUGGAUACAACUGUGAUGCCAACCUGCAUAGCAGGUUUCCUGCAGAACGAGAUAUCAGCGUCUACUGCGGAGUACAGGCAAUUACUAUGAAGAUUAAUUUUUGCACAGUUCUUUUUUCUGGUUAUUCUGAAACGGAUUUAGCCCUAAAUGGGAGGCAUGGGGAUGCUCAUUGCAAGGGGUUUAUAAAUAACAAUACCUUUCCAGCAGUGGUGAUCUUCAUCAUCAAUCUCAGCACUCUGGAAUCCUGUGGCAGCACUUUAGUGGUAUCCUCUGUUCCAGGCAUCAAUGCCUAUGGGAAUGUAUCUGUGGUACAGAUAGGUAAUAUUUCAGGCUAUAUAGAUACUCCAGAUCCACCAACCAUCAUCAGCUACUUACCAGGACUUCUGUACAAAUUUAGUUGUAGCUACCCAUUGGAAUACUUGGUCAACAAUACACAGUUGGCUUCGUCAUCAGCUGCUAUUUCUGUAAGAGAAAACAAUGGGACAUUUAUCAGCACUCUGAGUUUAUUGCUUUACAAUGACUCAACCUACAGCCAGCUGCUGGUUAUCCCCAGUAUAGGUUUACCUCUGAAAACAAAAAUAUAUGCAGCUGUGAGAGCAACCAACCUUGAUGGCAGAUGGAAUGUUUUGAUGGACUAUUGUUACACCACUCCAUCUGGUAAUCCCAAUGAUGAGCUCCGAUACGAUCUCUUCCUUAGCUGCGACAAGGACCCACAGACCACUGUAAUUGAGAAUGGCAAGAGCCAGAUGGGCCGGUUUUCCUUUGAGGUGUUCCGCUUUGUGAAGCAUAAGAACCAGAAGAUGUCUACAGUCUUCCUCCAUUGUGUGACAAAGCUGUGCAGAACAGAUGACUGCCCCUUUCUUGCACCUAUUUGCAGUAACAGAGAAAGAAGAGCUGCUGUUAGGAGAACAACCUGGAAUGCUCAGAGCACCUCUGGAAAUGCUGUAAUCUCCGCUGGCCCCAUCAUUACAAGGAGCGAUGAGACACCAACCAACAAUUCACAGCUUGCUCAUCCAAAUGGACCUCCUUUUCAGCUGAACUCAGUCACCAGCGCAUUGAUUUCAGGAAUAGUCAUUCUAGGAACUAUGAGUGUUUUCUUCUUUGCAUGUUCCCUCACCCUUCUGCGCAGGAAAUGGUCUAGCAGCUCAGUUUUGGGUGGCAUACAAAACCUAGCUUUCAAUUAAAAGGAAAAUUAAUUUGCACUUGUUUUGGGGGCGGAGGAUUGCCUUCAUUGUCCAUGAGAUGUUCUUACGUUAUAAAUUUACCAAGGCAAACUUCAUCUUCUCUUAUUUGUAGUGUUGUAGUUUUAUCGUAUAGGUAAACAGUCAUAAUGACAGUGAAAAUCCUGGCUACUUAUAUCAAUGUGUUUGUGAUCAGACUAGCAUUUUGCCCAUGGGUGUACUGGUGAUAAAAUAACUGCCGGACUUCCAACUUGGGUCUUAAACUUGGGUCUUACAGUAAAAUAUCUCUAAAUAUAUUACUGUGUCAGAGCUGGCCAACUGGACACAUUCAUAUUUAAUCAACAUCUUUGAUAAAGACUGCUUCUACUUUUAUCUUCUUUCUGUAUUUUUCCCAAUUUAUUGUGUGAGCUUUUUGAACAAGUUAUUGUAGCUUGGAACAUACAUUUUUAUUUUCAAUUUGAACUAAAAAUAACUACAAAAAGAAUAAAAAUGAGUGGGCCGUGAUUCCCAUUCAUCUAUAAACGGGAUCAUAUGACAUUGUAGGCAGAAUUCUGCCGCGUCUUGUAGUUACAUUGAAUUCAGUGGGACUGCAUACAGUGCAAGUCAAGGCAAAACUACGUAUGGUAUCUAUCCAUCAAACUGUGUAGUACUAAAAAUUCAAAGUCAUUCCCAGGGCACAGUUUACUCAGACAAAAAAACUCUCACGGUGAAGUCUUUCAGUGAUAACUUUUAAUGGGCACUUGCCCGCAUCAUCAUUUUUUACUAAGCCUUACUUAGAUGCAAUCAGCACUGCUAUUACCUUGAGUUCAACUCUUCUCUCUUGGCCAUGCUAGGGUGGAAUGAACUUCUUCCUUUAUUUUUAAAGAAAAACACCCCCUCCCAUAGAGCAACACCAAAAACUCUCCCAAAACAAAACAACAAAACUCACCACUGCUUUUCCAGGCAAAUGGAUGUUUUAGGGCCAAAUUCUGCAGUUUGAGCAAAAGCCCCACUGAAGUAGUAAUUUGAAAGGUCUGAUUCUGUCACAUCAGUUUGAAAACAUAAGGUGAUCCUUUCACCCAGAGCUAUCCACAGUGUGAUGCUUCCCUUCCCCCCCAUGAACUAGACUUCCUUUCCUUUUUGGGGAAAAAUCUUACAAGAACAGGCCAAGUGCCUUACCAGAAUCACAGCUCCAGCUAAUCUGAUAAACCUCAGACCAUCUGAAUUAAGUGUGAAUCAUCAUGUGUCUCUUUCAAUAGUGAUAGAAAUGCAGCCGUGUUAGUCUGGUGUAGCUGAAACAAAAUGCAGGACA
Pelodiscus sinensis (Chinese soft-shelled turtle) is the source of this 2664-nucleotide messenger RNA. RefSeq names its product zona pellucida like domain containing 1 (gene ZPLD1). The record is from RefSeq and is a predicted model, not a curated record. Lineage: Eukaryota; Metazoa; Chordata; Testudines; Trionychidae.